Messenger RNA from Ylistrum balloti, 720 nucleotides. Its product is annotated as zinc finger MYM-type protein 3-like. Lineage: Eukaryota; Metazoa; Mollusca; Bivalvia; Pectinida; Pectinidae. The record is from RefSeq and is a predicted model, not a curated record. The transcript has 2 exons. The coding region runs from base 1 to 720 and encodes 239 amino acids.
AUGGAGAGAGAACCAAAGACUUUAGAUGAAAUAUUAGAAGAAUCAGAACCAACCACAGCAGCAGCAACAAACGGUAAGCAAUUUAGGAAAGUUAAUGCAGAUGACAUUGACAACUUUCUUAAAAAUCAACAAAAUCGUGACACUAAAAGGAAAACUGAGCAAGAUAUGAGUGUUUUCAAGGCUUAUCUGAUACAGUGUGGGGAGGGGCGACAACCGGAAGUAAUCCCACCGAGUGAACUUGACACAAACAUUUCAAUGUUUCUUCUCUUUGUUAAACGCAAGGGUGGUUCUGAUUAUGAGCCAACAACACUUAGAAGCUAUGUGGGCAGUUUAGACAGAUAUUUGAAGGAAAAUAAUUAUCCUGUUGGCCUAAUGUGUGAUUUACAAUUUAAAAAAUGCAGGGCUGUUCUUAAAACAAAACAAAAGCAACUGAAGGGAACGGGGAAAGGAAAUAUGCCCAGGGCAGCAGAUGAGCUAACAGAUAUGGAACUGGAACAAUUAUGUGAAACAAAUACAUUAGGAAUGCAAUCACCUGCUGCACUUCUCUACUCUGUGUGGAUGAUUUGUACAAUGCAUUUCGGAAUGCGCCCUGGAAAAGAAACCCAUGAUUUGAAAUGGGGAGAUGUUGAACAGAAAACUGAUGUAGAAAAUGGUGAAGAGUACAUUGUUAACAUCCAGAAACGUCAAACCAAAACCAGAACAGGUUCUUGUUAUUGUUAA